Fopius arisanus is the source of this 3645-nucleotide messenger RNA. It is a transcript of the gene Csgalnact, whose product is annotated as Chondroitin sulfate N-acetylgalactosaminyltransferase. Bases 1017 to 2771 code for a protein of 584 amino acids. Gene Ontology annotation, molecular function: glucuronosyl-N-acetylgalactosaminyl-proteoglycan 4-beta-N-acetylgalactosaminyltransferase activity. The transcript has 10 exons. Gene Ontology annotation, cellular component: Golgi cisterna membrane. Lineage: Eukaryota; Metazoa; Arthropoda; Insecta; Hymenoptera; Braconidae. The record is from RefSeq and is a predicted model, not a curated record.
CACAGGAGCCGUUCAGUCUCGCGAUCUUUCGGAACGCAACAACAACUUGGCGUCAGUCUACCGUUCGACACCGCUAAAGGCACACGAUAUUCGACGACGACAUGUGUCUCAAUUACACGACAAAACACAACGAAUCGAGUGAACCAAAAAUUAUAAUGUAAUACUGGCAAAGCUUGAAGAGACGCCUCAAAAACUCCAAUUUUUGUCAUUUUCAAUACGUCGCCCACGACCCCUUUCACCUGACGCCACAAUCAAUUGAUGACAAAUUGGUAAUUAAUUAAUGAUUAACUGAGCUCGCGGAGACUUUUGGUGGGGAUUAAGGCGAUGUAAAGGAAUUGGUGGUUUAACCAGGAGUGAGGAGAAUCGGCAAAAAUUGAGGCUCGAGUGCAGUUGAAUCGAUCUGGGUAGGAUGUGACGAAUUGGGGACGAUGUAAAUGAGAACAUGAUGACAGUGCUGAUGGUGAUGGAGUGCACUCAUGUAUGGGAGGAUGGUAGAGGGUGUUGCACUGUCCCUUUGCCAGGAGAACUGACAAGCCAGGGUUGAGGGCCAAAUUGUUUAUUGGAGCGGUUAUAAUCGAACGAUCAACUCGAACACUCGCACGGUUUCGUGAGUAUCGAGAGCACGUGUGGUAACAGUUGACCGGUUUGUUUCGAGUGGAUGUGUUUAUGUGCUGUGUGGGGAGAAACUUUGAGGGUUGUGUUGCCGGGGGGAAAAGGGACUUGGAAUCACUUCAGGGGGUUUUAGCGAUGAAUUUGUCGGGUGAGAGGGUCAACUUUUGGGGGUGAGUGAAGUGUUUGGGGAGUUGUGACAGUGAAGAGAUCAUCGUGAUAGUCCAGUCAGAUUUCAUUCGAAAACAAUGUUACGUCAUCCAGCGGAUUCAAUUCACGGAACAACCCAUCAACUGGACGAAGGAAACGGCAAUCAAGGGGAGAUGGUGCAACUUCGGCUCCUGCAUACAUUCAAACUGUGGAUAAACGGGCGGCACACGCGACAGAAAAGGAUCUAGAGCGACCUCAUGAUCACAAUUCCAGUGGCUCGGGUACCAUUCAAGCGACGUAGGGACACAAUGCUACGGGUGCUAGGGGUUCGACUGCUCUCGAGGCUCCUCGUACUCGUUUGCUCGUUAUCGCUGCUAUCACUCCUCUUCCUGAAUCGCUGUGGAUUCAACAGUAUUGAUGAUGUCAUCGACACCGCUGAUCCGAUCACACCAGCAAGUGAAGCUAGUCAGAGAGAGGAGGAGACCAAGCUCGAAUUGGAGAGACUCACUGCUGAGAUUCGCACCCUCAAACUACAAAUUCUCCAGUUGACUGGUGGGCCACCGGGGCAUUCGGAAACGAUGGCCUCGAUAAACUCCACGGAGAUAGGUGAUUGCCUAGCAGCAAGACGUCAAGUUGAGUUUGCCGAAAUAGCCCAGGGCCUACCCCUCAACAAUGAGUACGAGCUUAUAGCAUUCAGUCACUUCACGAUAUCCCGCCUCUACCCAGUCGAUCUGGGUUUAGGCAAGCGAGUUGUAGAGAAGCCAAUUGGCUUCAAACGAAAGGACAUCCUCGAGGCUGUCUCCAAGGCUAUUGACACACUCAACAAGAACAUCUCCUCGGUGGCUGGAAGGUACAAUACUGAGGAUUUUCUGGAGGGCCUCUACAGAGUUGAACCAACCACCGGGACACAGUACGAGAUGUACUUUAAGACGAAGAGUCACGAAAAAGGCCUCCAGGUAUUGAAUCCUGGGUACACAAAAAUCGUAAUGAUGAGGCCUUACGCACCGAUUCAUUUUGUAUCGGUGCAGAGGCAGCAGACGAAGGAGAAAGAGUUGAUCCAUAUUAUUCUACCGUUGUCCGGUAGAACUGGUACCUUCCAAAGCUUCAUGGACAAAUUCGUGAAGAUUGGAUUGAAGAAUGACAAGCGAGUGCACCUGACUGUCGUUUAUUUUGGUACUGAGGGACUCUCCGAGGCUCAAGCUAUCAUGUCUAGGGUGCUGAUGACUCGGGGCAGUGGAGGAUCUAAUCAGAAUCUUCGCUUGUUGGCUCUCAACGAAACCUUCUCCAGGGGAAAGGGCCUGAGGGUUGGCGCUGAGAGAGCAUGGAAUGGAGAGGGUGAUGUUCUUCUAUUCAUGUGCGAUGUGGAUGUUGUCUUCAGUGCGAGAUUCCUUGACAGAUGCCGUUGGAAUACAGCACCAGGACGCAAGGUCUAUUAUCCCAUUGUCUUUAGCCUGUACAAUCCUCAUGUUGUCUACACGCUUCAGGGGCGCAAGGUGCCACCUGAGAAGGAUCAACUUGUUAUCUCUAGGGACACGGGUUUCUGGAGGGACUUUGGUUAUGGCAUGACUUGCCAGUACAGAUCAGACUUCCUGCGGGUCCGUGGCUUUGACGAGGACAUAGUGGGAUGGGGUGGUGAGGACGUUACCCUUUACAGAAAGUACGUCAGGAGUAAUAUCAAAGUUAUCAGAGCAACAGAUCCUGGCAUUUAUCAUAUCUGGCAUCCAAAGGUUUGCUCAGGUGGGCCAGGCCAGAGGCUAUCAACCGAUCAAUAUCACGCCUGCAUCCGCUCCCGCGCUCUCAACGAGGCCUCACACGCUCAAUUAGGCUUCCUCGCUUUUCGCGAUGACAUAGCCAGCCAAGCAAUGAACCUCCAGGGUAGUCUACCGAAAAAAAAGAAAAAGCCAGCCCCAUCGGGCCCCAAAAAGGACACAGCAAGACUAUCCCGUGCAAGAUUAAACCCGGACUCACAGAGAGACAAAUCCGUUGGCAAAUCCUCUAAGGAUCAGACCUGAUCGAUCCACCAAUCCUCGGACUGUGUAAAUAUCGUGUAAAAAUGAAUGAAAGUAGCUAAAGUGCAACGCAUCCCUCCCAUGGAUUACAACGACAAGUAUAUCGUCGCCUUAACAGCAAAGGCGCGUAAGUGACACGUUUUCCCGUAUUUUUCUUUUCAACACCCAAGUGAACAACGAUUUUUCCCCGUAAAAACAGACGCAUUAAUUCCCUGUGUAUUAAUUCCCUUCAGUAAAUUAAAAAAUAAUGGAUUAAUAAAAUAAAACACUUACGAACUUUUGUUGUUACCCUGUUAACGAUUCUAGUCUCUGAAAAAUCAGAAUGAACACCGUAAAAAAUCAUGGGAGGGCGAACCUUGUGGAUUGAAUAUAUCUGAAUUAUUCAAAUCAUCAUGUGAUUCAAACUCUCGUUUGCUUUUUGAACGGGAGAUUUAAACGUCUUAAUUUGUUACAAAAAUUAUAAGCUCAUGAUUAUAAAGUUAUAAUGGUGUACCAUUUGUUGCAUAGCCUAUUUGUACGAAUCGGAAUUUAUAUUAUAGAAUUAACAAGACCAACCAGGCGUAUCGGUUUUGUACGUUGUACGUGUGAAAUGCUAAAGUUCCAAACACAGGAUGUCAAUUAGAUUUGCACGAAACUUCGAUCUAUUACGAUUCAAUGCCAAGACCAUUUUCAUUAGUACAUUGAGUCAAACAAGAAAAUCUACUCCGAGAGUGGAGUACUAACGCCAUUGUACAUCAGUAUUAUUUACUUUAUUACGUUUUAAUAAAGCUAUUUACUAUUGGAGAUUGAAGUAUUAGGUGAAAUUGAUUGUUAAUCAUCAAAGUGUGUGAUGAUUCAUUGAAAAAUUUGUUCGCAUUAAUUGAAAUGACGAGUAUUA